Messenger RNA from Aureococcus anophagefferens, 2313 nucleotides. RefSeq lists its product as hypothetical. The transcript has a single exon. Gene Ontology annotation, biological process: actin filament polymerization. Gene Ontology annotation, molecular function: actin binding; microtubule binding. Bases 1 to 2313 code for a protein of 770 amino acids. Gene Ontology annotation, cellular component: actin filament; cytoplasm. Lineage: Eukaryota; Pelagophyceae; Pelagomonadales; Pelagomonadaceae. The record is from RefSeq and is a predicted model, not a curated record.
AUGGCCGACGACGAGGAGGACGACGCGCACCACGCGCACCGGAGCGGGUGGCACAACCUCUACCGCGUGGACCAGCGGGUGCCCAUGCGCUUCGACCGCCCCAUGCCCGCGCCGGCGCCGCCGCCGCCGAAGAAGAAGCCGCCGCCGCCGCCGCGGAAGCGCGACGACGACUACGCCGAGUUCAUGCAGUUCACGGGCGUGACCGAUCCCGACGUCGCGAAGCGCCACGUCGACGCGGCGCGCGCGGCGGGCAUGACGCUGCGGGACGCGGCGCGCUGGUACUUCGACCACGGCGGCGAGCCCGUGGACUCGGCCUUCGUGCGGGCGCUGGUGGCGCUGGGGUUCGACCGCGACCUGGCGCUCCGCGCGGAGGCGUCGGGCAUGGAUCCCGAGGCCGCGAAGGCGUGGUGCGCGCUCGUGAGGGAUCUGGUCGCCAUGGGCUUCGACGUCGACCUCGCCUGCCGCGCCGCGUCCCUCUGCCGCGACGUCGAGAGCGCGGCCGAGUGGUGCCUCGAGCAGCAGCGCGCGCCGCCCGCGUCGCGGCCGCCGCCGCCGCCGCUCGUGCUGCCGCCGAAACCCGCUCCGUCCCUGGUCGACGCGGACUUCGCGCUCUUCGCCGCGCCGCCGCCGCCGCAGAGGCCCCAGUACGCGCCGCCGCCGCCGCCGCCGGCGCCGGCGCCGCCGCCGCCGGCGUCCAUGCCCAUGGGCGGCGAGGCGCCGGCGGCGGUCGUCGAGGCGACGAAUCCCUACGGCCACGCGGCGCUGGCCGUCGUGUCCAUGCCGCCGGGCGGCGUCGCCGGCGGCGCGGCGUCGGCGGGCCGGUCCCGCGCCGCCGCGGGCCGCGUCCAGCGCGGCGGCCGGCUCGCGAAGCUCUCGGGCCUCGGCGGCGGGCGGACGUUGCUCGGGAGCCGGUGGCAGGCGCGCCACUUCGUGCUCGCGCAGUCGACGCUGGCCUACGGCGACGUCGCCUGGGAGGGCGGGCUGCGGGGCGCGGACCGCAACGGCGGCGCGCUGAUCGGGGACGUCUUCGCGGGGACGAAGAAGUCCUUCGGGCUCUGGGGCGCGUACGUCGUCCCCGAGAGCAAGGAUCGCGCGGCGGGCCGCGACUUCGCGUUCGCGGUCUACCGCUCCGACGACGACGUCCUGCGCGGCGGGCGGUCCCUGGCCGGCGUGGCGGCGUCGGGCGAGCGGGACCAGCUGUGCCUGCUCGCGGCGGAGGACGACGGCGACCGGGGCCGCUGGGUCUGCGACCUGCUGCGGGCCGCGGGCCGGUCGGGCGUGAUCCUGCGCACGCCGUCGCCGAACCUGCAAAUGAUGGAGCUCCGGUGCGUCUACGGCGACGAGCCGCUGAAGCUCGGCUGCUGCGUCGUCGGGCACGCGGUGCUCGUGCGGACGCUCGAUCGCGACGAGGGCGCGGGCUCCGUGGGCGUGCAGGUCGGCGACGAGCUCGUCGAGGUCAACGGCGUCCUCGUGCCGCCCAUCGACGCCGGCGCCGUCACCAAAAUCCUCGACGCGGCGCACCGGCCCCUCGAGCUCAAGCUCCGGCGGCCGACGGACCCGCGGCGCCACGCGGACUUGGCCCGGUCGGCGAUCCACGCGAAGACGGGCGAGGUCGCCGAGGACCUCCGGAAGCGCGAGUCCCUCGAGAUCGGCGCGGCGCUCCGCAACGACGCCGAGGACCGGCGGGCCCACUCGCUGCGCCUCGAGGCCGAGGCCGCGGAGGCCGCGCGCGCCGCGGAGGCGGGCCGCGCGCGCGCCGCGGAGGCGAGCCGGCUGCGGGCGCUGGACGACGCGGCCGUCGCCGCGGCGCUCGACGCGCAGCGCGGCGCCGACGCGGGCGCCGCGGCCCUGGCGCGGGGCGACCCCGCGGGGGCCGUCGACGCGUUCCGCGGCGCGCUCCAGCGGCUCCUCGACUCGCGCGACGCGCUCGGCGACCCCGCGGGGCCCGGGCGGCGGGCGCUCGCGCUCCGCGCGCCGGGCCUGGACCUCGCGGCGCUCUACGACCGCGUGCAGCGCGGCGGGCAGGAGGCCCACGACCUCCAGCAGCGCGCGCCCGCGCCGGCGCCGGCGCCGACCGUCGGCGCCCUCGCGGACGCGUUCGAGCGCGUGUCCGUCGCCAGGCGCGCGACGGCGACCUUCGAGUUCGCCGCCAGCGACGACUGGAUGCUCGCGCUCGUGCCCGGCGAGCGCCUCGAGGUGCUCAAGACCAUGGACGACGGCUGGAGCGAGGUCCGGAACGCGGCGGGCGUGUCCGGCCUCGUGCCGACGGGCUACUUCGAGCUCGAGGGCGGCGGCGGCCCCGUGCGGGUCUAA